This is a messenger RNA of Monodelphis domestica (gray short-tailed opossum), 2905 nucleotides long. It is a transcript of the gene FAM217A, whose product is annotated as family with sequence similarity 217 member A. NCBI's taxonomy places the organism in Eukaryota, Metazoa, Chordata, Mammalia, Didelphimorphia, Didelphidae. The record is from RefSeq and is a predicted model, not a curated record.
GAGUUGCUGAAAGCAAAGGGGGGAGGGGGCGGAGCAGGAGCUUGGGGCAUCUCAGAGGUUGCUCCAAGCAGGGUGCUGGAGAGCACACAGCCUGGAUGCGCAAAGGUUGUGGGGGGUAGGCAGUAACUGGGAGCACAGUGUUGCUGUCCUGGCACAGACACCGGAGUCUACUGGAAGCCCAUCCUAUGCCUUGGGAACCCAUCUGACCUCAAGCCUGGGGUGAUCAGGUGCACGUGGUUCAGGAGCCACGGUGAUAGGAAGCACAUGGUGUCCAGGAGCCCGUGCUGUCAAGGAGUCCCACAGGCACUGGGAGCACGUGAUGAUUGGGUGCCCACGGUGAUUGACAGAGCUAGCGCUGACUGUGACUGGGUGCCUAUAAGGUAGUCAGGAAGCCUGUGGCUAGGAGCCGCCGGGUCACGGGGUCUCAGGGGCGGGCUUUCGUUCACGCCGGGCUGGCUCAGCCAGGGCAGUCGGCAGGGGCCCCAGUGCCUCCCUCACUCUCGAGAGCCUGCUAGGCCGCUCUCCAGCCCUCGGCCGGCAGACAUGUACCAGAAGUGGGCCAGGGAGGAUUCUCCUAGCCGCAGGCCCGGCCCUUUCACCUCACGGCUCCGUCCGUCACCGGAGGCGGUGAUAGCGGGCCUGCCGACGACAGGGGCCUGGAUUGGGCCUCAAGAAUGCUCCCGGUGCUGGUGGAACGGGGCCCCUGAGGAGGAGGCCGGGGGCAAUUGUGGUUGCCAAGUGACCUGGGAUCAGGAAACCCCCUGGGAGCCACCACCCUCGCCCCGACAUCGUCACCAUCCUAGGAUCACCGCCCCACGCCCAUGGUCGGGCCCCGCGAGGGCGCCCCUGCGGGCCAGUGGGGCCCACACGUCCAUCUAUGGCGAUGUGACCCCAGUGGAGCCGAACUUCUGCCCCCGGGCCUUCGUGGUGCACCUGGAGGGGGCCUGUGCCCAAGCGGAAGGACGACCAGCGGAGGAAGUCGAAGAAGGCUCAUGGGCACAGGGGACUGUGGGGAGGAUUUUGAGGAAACAGAGGAGCAACUUCAGCAUAAUGGGGAAAAGAAAUUCGUUUGGUGGGAUCUGUGGCACUCAUCUUCCUAUGUCAAACAACCCUCAUGAGAAUUUACCUCAUUGGAAUUUGGAAUCAGAUGUCUUCACUCUUGAAAGUAAAAACUUCCCACCUGGAAGGGAGAGUGCAGCAGGUGGUAAACUGAAAAAGAAUCAUUUGGAAAUUCCAUUAGAACAACUGAUAGAACUUACUUUGUCGGAGAACCCACAAAAAAGAUCUCAGAACAAUAGUAAAGCAGGGAUGUUUCAGUUCUGGAGCUACCCUCAUAAUGAAGCAAUAACUAUGGAGAAUAGGGAUUUCCAAAAACCUCCGAUGGAAAUUGGCUUUAAGGUAAAUAAUCCUCUAAGGCUCUUCACUCUGAACCACUCACUAACAGGUGCUUCUGUUGAUAAACAAGCUGGUUCUUACACUGCACUACAACAACAGAUGCCAUUAAGUCUCUGCUGGCCUUAUGCUGAUGGAGACUUUUGUAAAGAUAGAAGUGAGGCUGAGAAUAAUUCUUAUCCAGCUAUAGAAAGCAACAAUGAUGAAACUUUAUCUGCUUCAAAUUGGAAUAUGAAAUAUGGGAAUAACAGCAUGGAAGAAAAUCUAACUGAUGAAAGUGAUUUAUCAGAAAAUGAAAAAGUAAAUGAUACAAUAUUCACUUAUUUUAAAAAAGUGGACCUGAACUUAAAGCCAGAAGUAAUAGAAGAUUUUGAAGAAUCUUUCUUGGAACAACCAAGUGAAGUAUUUUCAUAUCCUGAUUUUCUCCCUCCACCUUUUAAUACUCUAGACUUGCACAAACUGGCUCUCUCAAAAUCUGAAAAUUGGAAAGUGGCAUUAGAUCCUAUAGAAAGCUCCAUUGAGCAGUUGAUAAGUCGUUUAUUAGAAAUGGAAAGAAUACAACACCUGACUAUACAAAAGGAGAAGCCAAAGAUACCAGCCAACUGCUCUACUCCAGUCACUACUGAACGACCCAGUUCAUCCAAAGCUUCAUCAAAACAAAAACAAUCAAGAUAUCCUGAAUCUCUGCCUCUUCAGAUAGCUUGUGUAGAUAAAGGUAGAGAAAAAAGAAAAAACAACUCUAAUUCUUGCAAACUUGAACAGAAUACUUCAAAAUGCAGUUGGAACAAUGCUGGUAAACAUAAGUGGAAUUCUAGGCCAUCAUCUAUCAGAAGCUCAUCUUCCACAAAGCAAAUCAUUGCAACUUAUGAUGAUUUUAAAAUUCCCAAAGGACCCUCUUUAAGUCCAUGCCAAGAAGUUUCAUCUAGACCUACUUCAAGCCAUUCCAUCACUCAAACAACUCAUCCAUUGGUUAAAAUGGUUUCAACAAGAUGUGUGCAGCCAAAGUCUCCACUACCUUUAUCUUCCCUAUCUCUUUGUUUGCCUGAGACAUCAAGAAGCAAAAAAAAACUUUAUCGGAAAACUAUAGCUGUAAAUAGACCAUUCCAUGUUCAGAAGAGGCAUUGUUUAUCUCCUUCACUUACAGCUAAAUGUGAGAAGUGCUCACACAUUGACCAAAAAUAACCUUAUUUUUUCUGUCAUCGUUCUCAUUGGGAGUAAACCUAGUCCACCAUACCAGUUGAAAUCUGAUUUAUCACUCCCAGUUACAGGUAUUACAAAACGAAAAGAAAACCCCAAAGAUUACUUGAAGUGAUAUGAAGUAAUUCUUAUGAAAAUUACUUUGUGCUUCAUAUAAAUCUGGGAGUUUUCCUGAUGACAGAUUUGAUAAACCUUUUUUGUUUCAUCACCAAGAAAUAUUUCAUUGAGGAAACCAAAUUCUAAAGACUGUCCUUUCAUUGUGACUUUUCUGGUGUACUUAACAUCAAACAUCAAUAAAUUAGAUACUUGACUUUAA